This is a messenger RNA of Sphaeramia orbicularis (orbiculate cardinalfish), 7680 nucleotides long. RefSeq lists its product as uncharacterized. The record is from RefSeq and is a predicted model, not a curated record. The transcript is spliced from 23 exons. The coding region runs from base 195 to 7262 and encodes 2355 amino acids. Lineage: Eukaryota; Metazoa; Chordata; Actinopteri; Kurtiformes; Apogonidae.
UAUGCAUGAGUCAAAGUACUGCUCUCGUGUAUUUGUGGAUGGUUUGCUGGAUGCAGCAUGGACUAAAAACAACGUGUUCCUCAGUCAGAGAUGCAUGUUAGUGUACAGCUGAUGUUGUAGAAACUGGCAUGUGUUGAAGAGGGGGGGAAAGUUUUCUUCUGUAACUGAGGGAAUUUUUGUUCUAAACCCAAAACAUGUUCACAACCUACGUAAAGAGUCUGAAUGAUAUGGUAUUUUCUACGUCUGAGAGCCCAGAGGAGCAGCCGAGCACUGGGGUCUUGGGCCGAAUUGGGAGCUGGUUCUCUCCAUGGAGGGGAAGGAGUCCGAAGAGUCCGACUGAAAAUGCAGAUGAUCAGGUUGAUAAAGCAGAAGGAGUAGAAGACGGUAAAGAGUCGGUGAAACCCCAGGCCGAGCAGGAGGACAAGGAUCAGAGUUCAAAUCCCAAUCCGCUGCCUCUCACCAGAGACAUUUUCCCCUCUGAACAAGAGGACGCCACGCAGUCUGCCCACAGAGACGUGAACAGCACAGAGCCAGGAGAAGGAGGUCCAAAGGAGGAGGAGUCUGGGGAGCACAGGAAGGAGAGAACAGGGCAGGGUAAGGAGAGGGAGGAGAACGGCAACGGUACUUUAUUGAGCGGGAAUCCUACCCCGGAUAAAAAUGCCAGUCAUCUGACGCAUCGUUCUUCCUCCGCCAAGCAAGAAGUGCCAUGUGGUUCUGACCAGGCCCGCACCCAGCCUCAAGCCCAGACAAGCAAGACACUCCACGUGUACCUGGAGGAGACCAGUGUGAUUCAUUCCAACCAGAACACCUGUGCAGGACAGGAGGUGAUCUGUACUAAAGUGAAGACAAGCUACCAGGUCCUCCCCAAGUCACCGACAUCGCCGAGUUAUGAGUCGUCAAAGAGGUCAAGUAGUGCAGAGUUCAAAAGAAUAAAUGACAGGACAGCUGCAGGGGAGAAAAGUUAUUAUAGCGUACUAGUGGGAGUGCCGCUGAAACCAGGCAAAGACUCUCAGGUAGAGUCCGAACGUAAUAAAGGACAAUCAGAAGUAGACGACAUGGGGCGAAAAAACACAGCCCGAAGAAAAAAUAGAAAAAACUCCCAGGGAGAUGGAGGGAACAGCUCCCAAGAAAACAGUCCUUCCACUGCACAUCCAGCCCAACAGGGAUUCCCCACAUCAGAUAAGUCAGUGACCAGUCCUCAGGGUAAAAGGCCAGAGUCACCUGUAAACUCCUCCUCUAAACAUAACCCCACCUCUGAGGCCUCACCUGAAGGAGGGGAAGCAAAACCUCUGGCCACAUUCCAGGAUUCAAACUCAGUCGCUUCAGCCACUCCGGCACGUGUGGUGGACGUGAGCGCGAACAUGGAGGAUGAUGACAGCUUUUACAAAGUGGAGAGGAAGACGGAGACACCAGAGUCCAAACGCAGGAGUAUGAAGGUUUCUCAGAGCGAGGUCAAGUUUUUUCCGAAAAAUGUGCCUUUGAAAGCUGAGCAAAGUCCAGCUGGAGUCAAAAAGGAGAAUAAACCAGUGUCCAAGAAUACCAAAGAUGAGGCAAAUGAUAAGAGUAAAACCAAGAUUGAACCGAGACUACAAGACCUGAAGAAAACCGAUGAAGAGAAUAAGUCACCUGCAGGACGGAUUGCAGAUAAAAUCACCCUCUUCGAAGGCCAGAGAUCGGUGGGGGCUAAACCGUCCAUCCAGUUUCCGAGGAGCGCCGAUGUUUCUCCGGUUAGAAAACGCACCGAUAGGCUGAAAGCAGAAUCUGCAUUAACAGAGCAGAGAUCAAGAUCGGCUGAGCGUUAUGGCACGUCGAGGUCCAGCUCCUCAUCACCUGGCAGAGACAAGUUCAUGUCAGUCAAGGAACGGGCCAAGAACUUUGCAGAGGCGUGUAUAACAGAAGACAGAGGAAAAGUGUCUCAGAAGUCAGUCAUGACAAGAAUGUCUCACAAACCCGCCUCUGCUGUGACAGAUCCCGCAUCAAAGUCACAACAGGACGGUCAGGGUAAACUGCAUGGUAAAGAGCAGACACAUACAACAACAAUGCCAGAGAUAACAUUCAAGUCAGAGGGUGCAGAUACCACCGCUGAAGGGUCCAACAAUGACAUUCUUACAGAACGGCAAACAGACUCCACAGUAACGAAGAAAGAGGUCUUAAAAACAGCAAAUCGGAAUACAAAACCAAACGCUGUAGAAUCAGUUGUUCCGAAUAAAGGACAAGAUGGUUCUGCAGAAGCGACCACGAACAUUAGUCCGCAGUCUAAAGGCCCUAAUAGAACAGGAUCCCGCUCUAAAAGACGGAAAAGUAAAGAACCGACCAGUCCUAUAAGCCCAAGUAGUGAAAAUAAAGCAGAGACCUCUACAGAUAAGAAAAGCCUAGAAGAACAGGUAAAUAAAAGUGAGGACACAGCCUCUGCUGCCAAGCCACUCUUAGAGGAAGUAUUUUUACCAUCUGAUAAAGACCAAAAAAAUAUAGCAGAGAAACAGACACUGACUGAUGUCAAACUGGCAAUUGAAAAAGAAUUGAACGUAUCAGACAAAAAGACAGAAGAAGCAAAUUUUUCUCUUAAAAAGAAUAGUAACAAACAAGACAGCAGGCAGGAGGGAUUACCAAAACUGCCCGUCAGUAAGGAUGAACCUGAUACUGCAGCUUAUUGCAGUGGAACAAAGGCGCCUAUUGACAAGGAUGUUGUUUCAGCCAAAAAAGAGGAAAAAGCAGACGAACACAGCCUUGUAUUGACACAGCAGAUGGAAACAGCCUCCAAGGAUGGCAAAUCAUCUGUCUCUGCUGCCCCUUCACCUGUGGUUGAACAACUUAAUGAGAAAACUCCGUCAGUGGAGAGGGAACCACCUGUUGAACACCCCAAAAUAGAAAAAGACCCUUCAGUGACAUCUGAAACAAAAGUCGACGCUCUGGUUCAUGAGGAAGAUGCUGGGCAAAAGAGUCAGCAUCAAAACAAGAACACAGAUUUAAUAAAGCAGGCAGGGGAACAAGAAAAAACAGAAAGUGAACAGCUAAAUCAGACUGAGAGCAAAGAUAAAGACAAAGCAAAACUUUUGUCUUCAGGAGAGAAGUCUACAGAUGACAGACUUGCUGAAGACUUAACAAAACCACAAGUCAGCAAACCAGAAUCUGCCCCUCAGUCCUCAGUAAAUACUAGUGGCUCGUCAGACCUCCCUGCUCAAACACAGCAUGUCGGUCACUCGGCGACCACACAUCCAGAAAACAAUGUUGUUUGUGUCGACACAAGAGCUAAUGAGGCUGUGUGCGGUACCAGCAGUGAUAAAGAGCUGUCGAAAGGAGACAUGGCUACAAAUGUGCCUGGGUUUCAGACAGAAACUAAAAAAAAUCCUGGAACAGAAAAAGAGCCAGCAGUGACUGUAACAGAACCACAGCCUAAAUCUGUAUCUGUGGAAAAAACGGAGAACUCUGCCGAUGACUCACAUGCACAUGGGCCUAAUGAUGGCGAGUCCUCUAGUUCAAAGCUCAUUACCAACAAAACUACAGUAGAAAAGGAAGUGAGUGUAAAAGCUACUAAUAACACUCCAGUGCUGAUAACGGCAAAAUCUGACAAUAUGGCAAAGAAAGAACCAUCUGUCACAGCAUCGAGUCCUAUUUCUGUCAUUGUGCCUGUAAGUGGUAAUACAGAAAAGCAGGAUGAUGGGAAUAAAAGUUUGUCUGUCAAACUGGCUGCCCCAGAAGUCAAGAUCUCUGGAGAUUUAAUUAAAGCAUCUCCUAGCCAUUCGCAAUGUGAGCAAUCAAACACUACAGCAGGCACUGGUGAUAACACCACAGUCAAGGGCACAGAAAAAAUAACUCCGAGCCCUUCAGAUAGCGCUACUCCUAACUCCAAAGUAAAUUUGAUGGGAAAGACAGCUGGGAAAACAUUAGAUCUGCCAGUGAAUGAACUUGUUGCUAAUGGCGACAUCUCCCUACAUCCACAACCAGAUGCAGUCAAAAAGAAAGUCAGUAACAAGCCAAGUCAAACUUUAAAAGCACCCAGUUUCCCAGAGGCUAAUAAGCUGAUCCCUGACUCACACAGCUCAGCCAUGAAGAGGCUCAAUUUGCCACGGAGGCUAAGCAAAGACGAUUCCACCGCACGACAAGAUGCCCCUUCCAGCUGGUUGGAUGUAGACUUCCCCAAACAGAAGCCCAGAUUUUCAGAAACUAAACUGACAUCUUCCGGAAGUGAGAGUAACCUUCUGGAUACGUCCGGUGAGCUCGAUGAUGAGGACUUUGUCGAGAAAAUCAAGAAGCUCUGCGCCCCGUUCUCUUUGCCACCGCGUAAACACACCCACCACCGACCACCGCAGCCCCCCUUCGCCAUGCCCGCCAUCAAGGAAUCAACAUUUGACCCUGAAGAGUUUACAUUUGGCUUGAGGAAGAAAAUUCACUUCAGUUUAGACUCAUCUCCGUUAGCUGGUCUUCAGAGCAAAGAGUCUAAACCUGCACCGAAGCCUGCCAGGGCUAGUUUUGCAGAUAGGAGCAUGUUGCUAAGUGGUCUGGACACCCACUCUCGGCUUAGAGAAAAGACACCUGUUGAGGAGGAGGACGCUAAGGAGGAGAAAGACGACCAGAUCAAAGUGAAGUCUCGUUUGGAAGGGAGCUGUGUCCUUAGCAGUCUCACCACCUCCAGCUUCACCAGAGGGAAGAGGAACGGUGGUCAAGCACAAGCAGAGAACACCAACUCUGGUAAUGUGUCACCUAGCGAAACCCCCCAGCCAAGCCCACCCCCAUUAUCCCAGUCACCCCUGCAAAGCCCGACCGCUCCAGGUCCACUUAAACAUCCUCUGACCAAGCAAAGCAUUGCCCCGAACAACAGAGAGGAAGCUCCGGCUGCAGAGGUUGUGGUCAGUGACUCAGGCCCUCCACUUCCCUCCUUUAACGACAUCAAGCUGCCGGACUAUUUAGAGAAGUACCUCCCUCGAGAAGUAGGAAAACCAGCACAGAACGUACAAGGACAGGAGCGAAUCAACACAGAGGUGGGUGGAAAAAUGGCAACUUCGAACCCUGGAAGUGAAACAGUCUCGAGUGUAAAACCAGAACCGGUGCUUCCGGAUGCUUUGUCAUCACGGUGUCCUGGGAUUUCUCCAAACACUCUUAAACCCACUGUCCCUGAGCUUAAACAGCAACAGAAGACUCCAAGCAAUAAUAUAAGAGUUGCCAAGGGAUUUCACAAGCGCCCUGGAAAGAUGGUGUUGUUUGAGAAAGCUCCAUUCAGUGGACAAGUAUAUGAGAUUUACAAGGAUGUAGAAGAUGCUUCGUCUUUGCAGCUUUCACCUCUUGUAUCUGUGAAGGUUGUCAGAGGAUGUUGGGUCCUCUACGAGAAGCCAGGCUUCCAGGGACGCAACAUCGCUUUGGAGGAGGGGGCUAUUGAAUUGACAAAUGUGUGGGCAGACUCUGGGCCCCAGACAGAACCGCAGAGCGACUCACCAAUGCUGAUCGGCUCAAUUCGACUUGCUGUCUGGGAUUACAGCCUUCCCCAUAUUGAUCUGUUUACUGAACCGGAGGGCCGCGGUAGAGUAACACCUUACCAUGACGACACAGUAGAGACAGGCUCAUUUGGCAUCCCGCUAAGCACCGCUUCCAUCCAGGUGCACUCUGGGGUGUGGUUGGUUUUCAGUGAUCCGGGGUUCCAGGGCAUGCUAGGUGUUCUGGAGACAGGAGUGUACCCUUUCCCUGAGACCUGGGGCUUUCCGUCACCCUUUGUGGGGUCUCUUAGACCACUGAAAAUGGGUGGGUUUAAAGUCGAAAAUUCCUGUGAAGUCAAGGCUGUAGUGUAUGAGAGGCCUGGCUUCGAAGGUUCCAGUUUGGAAGUCGACAGUGACAUUUUCAGUUUUUGUGAAAGUGAUGGAGACUCUGCUCCAGAACUCGAAUCAACAAAAUUGACAUCUGCGAGGUCUUUAAAAAUCAACGGAGGACUCUGGGUGGGUUACAGCCAGCCUGGGUUUGAGGGCCAACAGUACAUUUUAGAGGAAGGAGAGUAUUUGGACUGCAGUGACUGGGGAGGUUUAGAGAUCCAUUCACUGCGACCAGUACUAUCUGAUUUCAUGUCUCCACACCUCAAAAUGUUCAGUGACAGAGAUUUUGGCAAACUGGGAGUCAACAUUGACCUAACGGUGCCUGUUAUUAACAUGGAUGACACAGGCUACGGCAUGAAGACGCAGUCAAUUGAUGUCAUUGGAGGGGUCUGGGUAGUGUUUGAAGAGCCAGGCUUUUGUGGCGAGUGCUACAUUCUGGAGAAGGGCCUGUAUGGAAGCCCAGAGGACUGGGGGGCGCUGGUGCCCAGAAUCGCCUCAGCCAUGCCCGUUGUUCAGGAUGAUUUUGAGAACGCAGCCAAGUUUAAGGUGCAGCUUUUCACUGAUCCGGGUUUUCAAGGCUCUGUGCUCACACUGGAGGACAGCGAAGCUUCACUACAGCAAGGUUUUUCUGUGGCCUCCUGCAAGGUUCUCGCUGGAAGCUGGAUGGCGUUUGAAGGCCAGGACUUCACAGACAAGAUGUAUAUUUUAGAAGAAGGCAGCUACCCCGAUCUGCGAGCGAUGGGCUGUGUCCAUGCAAACGCCUCCAUCCUGUCACUGCAAACUGUCGGCUUUGAGUUUUCACUGCCAUCCAUCAUCCUGUUUGAGCGCUGUGGUUUAAAGGGGAAAAGGGUGGUUCUGACGGACGGAUCGGUCAACCUUCAACUUGCAGGAGGCUGUGGAAGAGUCCAGUCUGUUGUGGUGGAAGGAGGCAUGUGGGUGUUGUAUGAGGAAAUAAACUACAGAGGAGCACAAAUGUUGCUGAAACCUGGUGAGGUGCCUGACUGGCGUAGUAUCUGCAGUUGGAAGAAAAUUGGAUCCUUACGCCCCCUUAUACAGAGGCAGAUGCAUUUCCAUCUAAGAAACCAACAAACCGGGCUCCUCAUGUCUGCGAGCGGGGAUUUGGAUGAAAUCAAACUGAUGCGGGUCCAGGAAAUGGAGGAAACUAAUGGCUUUGAGCAGAUCUGGAGCUAUCAGAAUGGACAUCUUCACUGCAAGCUGCUGGAGGAGUGCUGCCUGGGUCCCAGCGGCAGUAUGACCAUGGCGGGGAGCCGAGUGGGUUUCACCCCAGCGCUGGAAGACCAGAUCCACCUGUGGAGCAUCACUCCUGAGGGCUUUAUCUGCCACACACCCUCUAAUUUGGUUCUAGAUGUUAAAGGGGGCCAUCACUAUGACAAAAACCAAGUGAUUCUGAACACGUUGGAUCCAAAUAAACAACACCAAAGGUGGAGUGUGGAGAUUUUAUAAGCAAAAUCUGAGCUGCUUCUCUGGCUUCUUAAUGACUGGGGCACCGCUCCACUGGAGGCCGUUUCAGAGCUGCAUGACAAGUGUUCACACAAGGCACUUCAUCAGUCUGCUGGACCUUUACUGCAGGAGAACUACAUUUUUCAGUAAGGAGGUCAUCAUAGAGGACUCUGGGUAAAAAUGUAUUAUUACAAAAAAGGGCAGUCUGAACUUGAAAUGUCUCAUAUUUUACACUUCUAGCAAUACAUAUAAAGGUUUGAUUUUUUUUUUUUUUCCAUUCUUUCUCCAAACGUGUACCUGUUUAUAAUUAAGUUUAACAGUGUUAAACCUUUCAUAUCGCUAUGAAAAUUCAUGUUAUUUUAUCUUACUUUCCAGCUGCUUGUAUAGAAGAAAAAAAAAAACAACCUCACUUAUUAAAUGU